AUGCCUGCUGUGGCCGGGCUGCAGCCGAGCCAGGGCCUGCUGGUGGCUCCUCGGGAAGGAGGUGGACCCAGGCUGCCCAUGAUGGGAGGAGCCUUCAUGGACUCGCCCAACGAGGACUUCAGCACCGAGUACUCGCUCUUCAACUCCUCCACCAACAUCCACGCGGCCUCCGGCGGCCAGGGCCCGCCCGAGGAGCCCCCGCGCUCCUCCAACGACGCCGUCCUGCUGUGGAUCGCCAUCAUAGCGACGCUGGGCAACAUCGUGGUGGUGGGGGUGGUGUACGCCUUCACCUUCUGA
Eptesicus fuscus (big brown bat) is the source of this 297-nucleotide messenger RNA. It is a transcript of the gene C5H14orf132, whose product is annotated as chromosome 5 C14orf132 homolog. Lineage: Eukaryota; Metazoa; Chordata; Mammalia; Chiroptera; Vespertilionidae. The transcript has 2 exons. The record is from RefSeq and is a predicted model, not a curated record. The coding region runs from base 1 to 297 and encodes 98 amino acids.